AGGGGUAGAGUAAAGAAGGGCAAAUGAGCGAGAAGACGGGGGAGUCAGUAUGAGUAUAAGAAGCGAUGCAGUUUUCUUGAGUAUUUGUUUGCGUCCAUAUGCAUACAUAAUGAAGGAGGAUUAGAGCAUGCUGCAAGUAAAUUUCUUCAGUGUGACGCUGUUGAUAACGCGAAAACGGACAUGAAAAGCGCGUAGUAUACUUUGCUGGGAGUGAAGGAGCACGAAAAGAGCCGCUGGAUUUGUAUAGCAGACUCGAGAACGAACAGUGGAACCGAUUGCCUUUCGCCAACAACACGGGGCUGACUGCUGUGCCGAAACUCAGAAGAGAGGGAAAUGACAAGCUACAUACAAAGUAUUCCAAACCCCUAAGGACUUCUCAGAACUAUUUUUAUUUUAUUUUUGCUUUUUGUACUUGUUUUGGUCAGAAUUCAUGGACAUCGGGAGAAUUGCUGGAGCCUAGUGACGGUCUACUCCUUUCAUGCAGUUUAUAGAAUUUUCAAAAGAGCACUGACCGUAGAAAACUCUUCAACGAAAUAAUCCCAUUUUGUUCAUCCAGCAACAACAGGUUGGAAAUCGGGGUAUCUGGAGUAGCUACUUGAAGAACUGACCGUGUUUAUCUCAAAACGCUUAUACAGCAAGUAGGAUUUUUACUUUCAAAUGUGCAUUUUCUGUGGCCAAAAUAUGGAAGAUUUAUAGAAUCCAUAUGUUCAGGUCUGACACAGUUUUUCUCGUGCAUUUGCAGCCACCACCAUGGCAAGAUUUGCCGGCUCGGUACAGUGCAUCCGCCGAUUAGUCUGGCCUUUUGGUUGUAUGUUGGUACUUUUUGGCUAUGUCUCAAUUGCUUCGCCUUCGCACGGCCGUCGGCUAAUAUGCUGGCAGGCAAUCAUGAAGUGUCAAGGAGAACCAGAAUGCUAUUACGCAUACGGACAGUAUCUGCACGCAUGUGGACCCGUAAUCAACGGAGAUAAAAAGAAGUGUCCCAGUCAUUGCAUCUCAUCGCUUGUGCAGCUCAACCUAACGAAAAACGGUCCAUCUCUGGAGGACUGCGACUGUGACUCGGAUCUCAUUUGCAGAAAUACAAAACGUGCCAUCGAGCCUUGUUUGCCCAGGACUAGCACUAUGGGCUGCACAGAAGCCCGACGCCAAUGCGAGAGUGAUGUAGAAUGCAGCGCUGCAAUGCGCGAUUAUUUAAUUCACUGUGGUAAACUGUUCAGUGGGGUAAGGUGUACGGACGGCUGCCGGAAUGUAAUCGCAGAUAUGCGCAUGAUUCCAAAAGCACAACUCUUGGAUACCUGCGUCUGUGAUGGAACAGAAAGGACUAUCUGUGAAUAUAUAAAAAUAAGCAUGAAAACCCUUUGUUUUGACUCUCACGAUAGUGGUAGUGGAUAUUCGGAUUCAGAAGAAGAUUCUGAUGACUACUAUGACGUCGAGCCAAUGCCAAAAUUUGUGGCAGGCGCAGGUCGGCUUUUAGGAGCCCAGUGUGUUUUGACCGUGAUGGCAUCCAUUUUGGUUCUCGUGCCUCUUCUCUAAUUCACGAGCUAAUCAUCUACCCGGACUAUUGUCAGAUAAGCGGCUUUUAUAAACCUUUGUUACCAGCCGCGCCACAGCAGUUGAAUGCUUUUGACUCCAAAGAGUAUAUAUAUAUUUUUUUGUCUUUGCAUGACACUUGAGUUUUUAAAAUGAGUUUUGUCCUGAAGGUUGUUCCGUUUUUAUACGCUGUGAUUUCGUCUAUGCAAUUUUUUUCAGUUUCUACUUUGGUCGAGGUUAUCCAUUUCUGGUCAGUAGAUUUCAGUAUUUAUUCUGACAGCGAAUGGUCUAAAAGUGAAGUAACUACGGCUACCAAAUACCUAAGCUUUGUAACACUAUUGCCUUAAAACAUAUGCUACGUUAAUAGCUUAUCACACGCUUUAUUGUAGCCUGAAUUGCCAGCAUUUGCGUGUCUUACAAAACAAAAUACUUUUUUAUAUUCUAAAGUACCAUAAUGCAUAUUUACACGUGUUUUGUGUUCCUUAGAACAAACAAUGCAAGUUUUAAACAGAAAGCUGUUCACUGCCAACAAUGAACUUGUGUUUAGUGUUGUUGCCGUUUUCAGGGUGACUGAUACUAUAACAUCUCCACAAAGUCUAUUUAAUGCUGGAAUUCACUGCGAGUAGCCUACACGUGUACGUAACGGGACAAAUGCAUCUAAAAGUAAUUUAUUUACAACGGUUAUGUUCACAACGGGAGUUUCAAUAUAUAUUGCUCAGUCAACAUAAAACGUGAGAAUUCCAGUUUUAAAGGGAAAUUAGUUGUAUGUAUUCUUAUAAAAACUGUACAGUGUAUGAUAUAGAUUUUCAGAGAAUCUUUUAAUUGUAUUCUAUCUAAGAUGAAUUAUUCACUGUGUAGAAAUGUCUGAAUCCACUGUAUAGCUGCCUUGAUGGUGUAUUUUUUAAGGAAGGCAUAAAAGAGACUUAUAGUAAAAAACAAAAAAUAUU
This is a messenger RNA of Anguilla rostrata (American eel), 2474 nucleotides long. RefSeq names its product growth arrest-specific 1a (gene gas1a). Gene Ontology annotation, biological process: regulation of cell cycle. NCBI's taxonomy places the organism in Eukaryota, Metazoa, Chordata, Actinopteri, Anguilliformes, Anguillidae. The coding region runs from base 751 to 1530 and encodes 259 amino acids. The transcript has a single exon. The record is from RefSeq and is a predicted model, not a curated record.